This is a messenger RNA of Python bivittatus (Burmese python), 3631 nucleotides long. It is a transcript of the gene SELP, whose product is annotated as selectin P. The record is from RefSeq and is a predicted model, not a curated record. NCBI's taxonomy places the organism in Eukaryota, Metazoa, Chordata, Lepidosauria, Squamata, Pythonidae. Gene Ontology annotation, cellular component: neuronal cell body; membrane; endoplasmic reticulum. Gene Ontology annotation, biological process: regulation of protein kinase C signaling; synapse maturation; cell adhesion.
CUUCUAGGCACUUUAAGAGGAAGUGCUGGUACAAGAAGCCACACAAGGAAAGGUAACAGGGAAUCAAAAGAAUAUCCAUGAAAAUGGCUUUAGCUAGUGGGCAGUUCUGGUACAGAUGGACAAAUGACUACUUUUUGCUUACAAUUAUUAGUUGGGGACUCCUAUCUCAUGUGGAUGCCUGGACUUACCACUUUGGAGCCAAGUCAGACCUAAACUGGGAAGAUGCACGGACAUUUUGCCAGACCUGGUAUACUGACCUGGUAGCAAUCCAGAACAAAGAAGAAAUUGUCCAUCUCAAUGCAGUCUUACCAAAACAUUCAAAGUACUACUGGAUUGGGAUCAGGAAAAUAAACAACACCUGGACCUGGGUAGGAACCCAAAAGGCCCUGACUCAAGAGGCAGAGAACUGGGCUUUUCGGGAACCUAACAACAGGUUGUCCAACCAGGAUUGUGUUGAGAUUUACAUUAAGAGGAAUGUUGAAGCUGGAAAAUGGAAUGAUGAGCCUUGCUGGAAGAAAAAACGGGCACUAUGCUAUAAAGCUUCCUGUCAACCUUCCUCCUGCAAUGAGCGCAGUGAAUGUGUGGAGACUAUUGGGAACUACACCUGCCGAUGCUACCCAGGUUUCUAUGGCCCUCUGUGUGAAAAUACUGUAAAAUGCAAAGAGUUUGGCCCUCUCCAUCAGGCCCUGCUCAUGAAUUGCACUCAUCCACUGGAGCGCUUCAGUUACAGAUCCCGUUGUAGCUUCAAGUGUGAUAAAGGUUUUACAACAAUUGGCCCAGCCCAUUUGCAGUGUUUGCCGUCUGGGCAAUGGGCAGCAGAAGUACCUCAGUGUGCAGCUAUCCAGUGCCAGCCAUUAAAUAUCCCUGUAAAUGGAAACUUCAGCUGCAUUCAUAUCCAUGGGGAAUUUCAUUACCAGUCUAGCUGCAACUUUAGAUGCGAAGAAGGCUUUCUAAUAAAUGGAGCAGAGACCAUUAUGUGUGGAGCAUCUGGAAAAUGGAGUGCUUCAGAGCCAACCUGCCAAGUUAAGCAAUGUCAGCCAGUUCGGCCACCUGCAAGAGGAAUGAUGGAUUGUGUUAACCCAAUUGGCGUUUAUAGUUACAACUCCACAUGCAGCUUUGCUUGUGAAACGGGCUUUCAACUUAGCGAUUCCCAGACUUUGAUUUGCAGUGCAUCUGGUCAGUGGACUUCACAUGUACCGGCAUGUCAGGCUGUUCAGUGCCAAUCUCUAAAGGCACCCGCUCAUGGAAAUACCACCUGUGUUCAUCUCCAUGGGGAAUUUCAGUACCAAUCUAGUUGCACCUUUUUUUGCACCGAGGGUUUUCAUUUACUUGGAAAAGAGGUCACUGAGUGCACAGCUUCUGGAGAAUGGACAGCCCCAGCCCCAGUUUGCCAAGCUGCCAAGUGCCCAUUUCUACAUAGGCCAGCAAAUGGCCAUUUAAAGUGUCUUCACCCUCAUAGCCAUUUUGCAUAUGGUUCCAGUUGCAACUUUUCCUGCAAUGCCGGUUUUCAGCUGGUUGGGCUGGCAACACUUGAGUGCACAGCAUUAGGAAACUGGACUCAAGAAAUGCCAUAUUGUAAAGCUGUUCAAUGCCCACCACUGAAAACUCCAGAGAAUGGCAAAGAAAACUGCUCUAAUACUUAUGGACACUUUGCAUAUUACUCCAGCUGCAUCUUCUCCUGCAACUCUGGGUUUGAAUUAGCCGGAUCAGAGAAGCUGAACUGCACAGAUCAAGGAAACUGGACAGGAGAGACGCCUGUCUGUAAAGCUCUCAAGUGCCCAGAAUUGCAUGCUCCAAAGAAUGGACAGCUCAAAUGCUCUCACCCUUAUGGAAACUUCACAUAUAACACCAGCUGUGUCUUCUCCUGUGAUACGGGUUUUAUAAAAAUUGGAUCCAAGAGGCUUAACUGUAUGGCCAUGGGAGAGUGGACAGGAUUUGCACCACUUUGUAAAGCCAUAAAGUGUCCCCCACUGAGAGAGACGGAGAACAUGAAAAAGAAUUGCUCCCAUCCCUGGGGCUCCUUCAGCUACAGCUCAGGAUGCCGCUUCUCUUGCAUUGAGGGCUUCAUUCUCAAUGGAACAAGCAGGAUGCAGUGCCAACCCGAUGGCCGCUGGUCUGCUGAGAUGCCUGUUUGUCAAGAAAGUACUGCCAUUUACCUCAAGCAAGUUCUGCUUUAUACCGGUGGAGUCACAGCAGUCCUUGUUGCUGCUUUGAUCUCUGGAGGUCUGAUAGCUCUGGCAAUUAAGCGUCUCAGCAAAAAAGAGGAGAGACUGUUAAACGAUACCAGUGACUUGGGGGUACCUGGUGUAUAUUCCAAUUCAGCAUAUGGCUCAGUUUCCUAGGAACUCAUCUGGUACAUACUAUGAAGAAAAAUGCUGAUGCAAUGGGAUAUCCCUGCACUUCAAUUCAAGUCUACUAAUAUUGUUGAUUAGGAUUUGUGCUCACUGAAAUCUGGAGACAAUAAAUUAACGCUUGCAACAUCUAGCUUUAAAAGAUACUUUGCAUGGAGCUUCCAUUCACCACCCAGCUACAGCACUUAAAGGAUCUCAAAACUUCCCCAAAUUUAUUAUCAUUUAUCUUCUGGCCAAGAUGCUCUGAGAUGACCUAUGUUCUUCCUGCGUUGUUGGACUUCUAACUACUCAUAACAUUGCAAACCAUGAUUGGUAAAAGAUGGUGUAAAUAUGCCAAGAAAACAUUUUUUAGAAAUUGUGACUGAUUCUCCAAGACACAAUAAUUUUAGCACUGACUUUAAAAAAAACCCAUAGAUUUCAAAAUUGAGGCUUGCUUCUAUUUUUUUACAUGUGUAAUCAAGAUACACAUGUAAAGGCUUAAUAAAUCCUGCUUCUUUCACAUCUUGCUUUUCAUAAUACAAAAAGUUAAUCCAGAUGCCAGAAAACAUCUGUGCUCCAUAUUAUUGAAGGAGAAUAUCCAGCUUUUCAAAAUGUUUAUCCAGUCACCCUUGUGGCUUUUCAGUCUUCGCCCAAAAUUGUUCACAUACCGGAUUUUUUCUUUUUAAAUAAUAGCAUGGCUAGAAUCUUGCUUUCAAAAGCAAAUUAAACAGGACAACUUUAGGAAACUGGCUGCUGCAAUCAAUCACAUGCUGUAUUCUGUAGCAAAUACCUGAAAACUCAAAAGUGCUGAUCAUAUACUGUUCAUUUUAAGGAGUCAGACAUGCUUUAUAUUUUAAUCAGGUGAUUCCUUUAUUAAGAUUAAGAGGGCCAGUUAUCAAGAUGCUCUAAAAAUCUAUAAUACCUCAAAAGUACAAUUUGGUCAAUUAUCUGGUUAGGUAUUGUUAGUUGACUUAUUGUUCCAACACAGUUAAAUAUUUCAAACUCAAGAACAAAUCCUACUGCAUUACAGUGCUUCUUUUAUUGUCUACUUGCAUUUACAACUAGAAAAGGCCACUUUCCUAGCAUGUCAAAGUAGAAAUAUAACAUCUCAGAUUGAAAUCCUCACAGAAUUCAUUUGAUAUUGUUGAGUCAGACAUCAUAGUCUCAGCCUAAUCUACAGUAUCUCAUAGGGAUGGAAGAAAACAAUAUACAUAAUUUUGAUUUUAGUGGGAGGAUGUAAAUGUAACAAAAGAAUGCAUUAUUUUUAAAUUAAUGUUAUUGUUUCACAAUAAAAGCCAUUU